UCGCGCACACGAAGGGUGCGGGUCGUCCUGGGGGUUGAUUGUUGGUACGGAAUUGGCUGGUUUCGGCAGUCUCGCUCUCUUGCAUGCAGUCCGUCUCGCGACGGGUCGUCGUCGCGUCGCGAUUCAACAGCUGGCGAGAAGGUGUGCUUAAGCGGAGAAGCGUAAACGUCAACUCCGGACUCUUAACGUGAUGCGAGCCACGUCGAAUGGAUCGAAGCGCUACGUGUUGGUGCGUGUGGUGCCGGAGCGAUAGAAUUGAAAUUAUCUGGACCGAUACGGAAGUUAUCUGAUCGAGAAUACCCGAGUGAAUAUCAUUAUGCACUAUGUGAUACGAGGAGACGACGCUAGAUAAGGAGUUGGAUGUUUUCCGCGUGUUAAGGGGGCGCGAGAGAUGAAAGCAGGUGGUUUCCGGCGAGAGCGAGAAACAGAAACUCGGAGGAUCGAAGAAUCGUCGUCUUUCCCGAGACGAUUCUUAGCGACGAGGACGUUGAGGAUUCCGCGCGAGUCGGCGACUCGCGAGGGUGGUGCAUCGAACGAUCGUAUACGCCUGGGGCGCCGAUGAUUCCAUCAGGAUCAUUCACUGCCGACGAUUCGAGCCCGUCGAUCGUCAUCGAAGCGUCGUGUUGCGCGAUAACGACGAUCAGUCGCCAGAUUGGCAGCUCAGCGUCAACGCGGGCAACGUAUCCACCUGAGAAUGGAAGUGAGAGUUUGCUCGGAGCCAAUCAGCAGCAGAAGCAGCAGCAGCAGCAGCAGCAGCAGCAGCAGCAGCGGCAGCAGCGGCGGCAGCAGCGCGAUAGUAGUACCGAGUCGCUAUUCUGAAUUCGAAACGGCGGACGAGAAGCGCAAGCCGCUUGGAGGGUGCGGGAUUGGAGGUGGCGGCAAACCGUACCGGAAGCUGUGGGAGUGGGUGGACGGUAGCGACGGGAUAAGGGUGGCGGCGGCGGCGGCGGCGACGGCGGCGGCGGCGGCGGCGGUGCGGAAAGGGGUACAGGAGGGUAAGCGCAAAAAAUUGCCGGCGGCAGCGGCGGCGGCGGCGAGGACGGAGGGCCGAGGGACGGGCAAGAAGGCGGCGGCGGCGGCGGCUGCGGUGAACGGGAAAGGAAAGCGGAAAUCGGAAGCGGAAGAAGAAAGGGGUCGUCCAUCGGUAGGAGGGCCCCACAGAUGCGGGGCCCGCAGGGGCCAGUCCGCGGCGGCGUGACGCGAUGCGGACGUCCUCCUCCUCUUUGCCGAGGAAGAGGAAGAGGAAAGACGACCUCUCGCCUCCCGACACCGUCCUUCUCACCGGCGACCGGCGACCGUCAGUUAAACAUGUCUCUCGACAGCACUGUCUUCCGCAGCUCGAUAUUAUCGUAUCGUAUCGAACGCGGUACAAUAUUCUUCACCGGGGACAGGAUGUUUGCUCGACGUAUCACGAGGUUCCUGGGAAGCUGGGGAAUCGGCAAACAAACGGGAUUUCCCCGGGUGAACGACGCUGCGAACGAGGUAAGCGGAAAGGAGGGAAAUGCGACGAGGGAAGCGACGACGGGGAAUAUAAAGAAGAAAGACGACGACGAAGUGCGAAGGAUAUCGCGAGUAAAGGGAUCCCUCGAAGGGUCCCAUCCGACGGCGGUAUCGCCAAAAGCGUCUUCCUGCUGGCGCUGCUAUGCGUCCAGUGCUGCCUGGCAGGUACCGAGGCUCUGGCCGGCACUCAGAAGUAUUGUACCAGAACAAUUAAAACACGAUACGGUAUCCUGCGCGGCAUCGAGGCUAGAUCGUCGACGGCCGUCGAGACUUAUUACGGCGUGCCGUACGCGACGCCGCCACUCGGAGCGCUGCGUUACAUGCCGCCGGUUACCCCGACACCCUGGCGUGGCAUCAAGUUCGCCGAUACCAUGCCGCCGGCCUGCCCGCAGCGGCCACCGGUACUGGACGAGAGCUUGCCGCGGCAGAGACAGGCCUACUUUAAAAGGCUGGUGCCAGCACUGGCCAAUCAGAGCGAAGACUGCUUGUAUUUGAACCUCUAUGUGCCCAAAGCUCCUCACGGUAGUAUCGCGGACUCGCUACCGGCUCUCCUCCUUAUUCAUGGCGAUUCAUAUUCGUGGGGCGCCGGAAAUUUAUUUGACGGAACCGCCCUGGCUGCUCACGGACGCCUUAUUGUCGUCUCUAUCAAUUUUCGUCUUGGUGUGCUUGGCUUCCUGAAAACCGGCUCGAAAGGGAGCGCGCAGGGCAAUUAUGGAUUGAUGGAUCUGGUGGCGGGACUUCAUUGGCUGCGCGAAAAUCUCGGAGCUUUCGGUGGCGAUCCUGAACGACUGGCGUUGCUGGGCCACGGCACCGGGGCGGCUCUCGCCAAUUUUUUAGCCGUCUCUCCUAUGGCGAAAGAGCUGAUCGGGAGGGUGAUUCUGCUCGGUGGUUCGGCCCUCUCGCCGUGGGCGGUGCAGCGAGAUCCGCUGAUGGUGAAGCGUCGCGUCGCCGAGAAGAUCAAAUGUGAUCCUGGUGACGUUGAGGCCGACGAUAUCGCACCGUGCCUUCGUUUAAAGAGCGUGGAGGAGCUACUGGCGGUGCAGCUGGAUCCGCCAAGAUUUACUUCCGGAUUUGCACCUUUCGUCGAUGGAACUGUUCUGCCACCGACAGUCAAUCAGAAUUUCCAGCCUACCGCCUCUUCUUCGGGACUAAUGCCGAUCGUGCCCGGGCCCGGCGCGGAAUUCGCGGACUUCGGCAACCGUGAUUUACUUUUUGGUCUGACGUCCGAUGAAGCUUGGGUGAAUCUCACCGAGGAAGAUUUACAGAACGGCUUGAACGAGACGAGGAGGGACCGUAUAUUGCGCACUUACGUCCGGAACACUUACCGGUACCAUUUGCAUGAAAUCUAUUCGACUCUCCGGAACGAGUAUACCGACUGGGAGCGAGGCGAACAGAGUCCCGUGGCGAUCUGCGAAGGUCUCUUAUCUCUCCUCGGAGACGGCCAAGUCGCCGCGCCACUCCUCAGACUGGCCUUACUGCAUUCGGCUUCGGAGGGACGUGGCUAUUUCCUGCAUUUCCAGCCGGGUGAGCUGCCGAGCCAGAGGGGCGAGGAGAUACCAUAUCUCCUGGGUAUUCCUCUUCUUCGCGGCGAAGUCACGUCCGCGGUGCCCACCUUUGGUAACUACACCCCAGCCGACGAGAAUCUGUCGAAACUACUUGUACACUACCUGGCUAACUUCGUGAGGCGUGGGGAUCCAAAUGGCGCGAGUCCUUUGUCCUCGGGAUUGGAAAACGGCCUGGCGACGAGUCCGCCGUUUUGGGACUCGUACGAUUCCAUAAAUCAACUGUACUUGGAGGCCGCUCACAGCCCGGAGAUGCGUUCGCACUACAGAGGCCACAAGAUGUCCCUCUGGCUGAAUCUGCUGCCGCAACUGCACCGGCCGGGUUACGAGCUCAAUAUGCGGCACCAUCAUCUCGCGGAGAACCCCGGUCUCUACGAGGGUCCGGUGCGUCCACAGAGCACGGCCGUGCCUAUACCAGCACCUCCGUUACCAAUGCCGUCACCCACGGAACCCUCCUCGAUACUGACGGCGCUAUCGACCACGGAAUGCACCCCGAAUGCGACCGUCGCGACGACCAUCACGCCUACCACUUCGCGAACGUUGCACAUCUCGAAUCUAGGCCCGGGCCCCAACAACCUCCUGCGCAAACUUGCGUCCAGUCAUUAUCAGAGCUACACCACGGCUCUUACGGUCACUAUCGCAGUGGGGGUGUUCUUGCUGUUGCUCAACAUCCUGAUCUUCGCGGGGAUAUACCACCAACGCGACCGGAACACAACCAGCGGCGGUCUGUCGGGCACUUUUAGCAACAAGAAGAAGGAGGAGUUUCUGGAGGCUGGUUGCUCCGGUAUAGACACCUCGGGCAAACAGCGACUACCGUCUUCCAUGAGCAUGAUCGACUCGCCGUCGUCGAUGCUGCCACCGCACAAGGCGAAGCUCGUGCAGGAGCUCGAGUUACAAUUGCAGGAGUUCCAGUGCUCACCGCCGCCCGGCGGUGGUAAACGGAUCCUGGAACCGCCGUCCUACAGUAAGAGUCCGUGCAUUCAGCGGACCCGCACGCCGUCGCCCUGCGUAGACGCCACUAUCGCCCAGAUGGAUGAGGUCAAUAUCAGCGGCCUUCAUCACGACAGCGAGGACGAUAACGAGGACCUGCCGGAACCACCGCCUCCGCCCAAGGCUCCGGCACCGAACGUCGGUCUCACGUGCCCUGGAAUUCUGCGGCAACCCGGGACACCUGGUAGUGCGAAGAAGCGCGUGCAAAUUCAAGAGAUCUCCGUGUGAUAGAGUGCGGGAUUCCGGUCUCUCGAGAUCUUCUCUCUGACGCUGGAGGAUGUGGUUCGCCGUGAACGAGGCGCGAGGACAGCAUCGAUCGAGAUCGAGGGUAUAGGUGAGGGGCGCCUUUGAACUCUGAACUUAUUAUCGGGAAUACACUUGCCAAGGCGCGAGAGUCACGAUCUUCUAAGUCAUUGUCGAAGCUAAUUUCGUCUCUCAUAAUCUCGUGAGAUUAUCACUUCCUUGUAUUCCGUUUGAGAGAGAAGAUAAAUAGCACGUUCUCGCGCUUACGUGUUCGUGGAGUUUGAUUAACUUGUGCGAGAUGAAAGCGGGAGAUCCCUUUCGCGUAAACGUUUGGCGGCCGUGUUAAUAUAAAUUCUCUUCUCAAAACUGUUCUUGCUCUUAGAACUUAUUACAGACUGUUAAACACAUUACAGAAACGCGUUCAAGCUUACAAUCCUUAUUGUUGGAAUGAUUCUCGUCAGAAAUGGAUGCCAACAUAUGUAUGUAGUUCGUUUCGCGAUUGAAGAAAGUGAAACAUAAUUUUUACUCGCUCCGAACGGAGUUGUACAGUGCCGUGUGUGUGUGUGUGUGUGUGUGUGUG
Messenger RNA from Trachymyrmex septentrionalis, 4875 nucleotides. Its product is annotated as neuroligin-1-like. NCBI's taxonomy places the organism in Eukaryota, Metazoa, Arthropoda, Insecta, Hymenoptera, Formicidae. The transcript has 9 exons. Bases 1203 to 4280 code for a protein of 1025 amino acids. Gene Ontology annotation, cellular component: synapse; cell surface; postsynaptic membrane. Gene Ontology annotation, biological process: neuron cell-cell adhesion; chemical synaptic transmission; postsynaptic membrane assembly. Gene Ontology annotation, molecular function: neurexin family protein binding; signaling receptor activity. The record is from RefSeq and is a predicted model, not a curated record.